This is a messenger RNA of Rhododendron vialii, 554 nucleotides long. Its product is annotated as clathrin light chain 2-like. Gene Ontology annotation, molecular function: structural molecule activity; clathrin heavy chain binding. The record is from RefSeq and is a predicted model, not a curated record. Gene Ontology annotation, cellular component: plasma membrane; clathrin coat of trans-Golgi network vesicle; clathrin coat of coated pit. NCBI's taxonomy places the organism in Eukaryota, Viridiplantae, Streptophyta, Magnoliopsida, Ericales, Ericaceae. Gene Ontology annotation, biological process: clathrin-dependent endocytosis; clathrin coat assembly; intracellular protein transport.
UCGGAUUGUGAGUGAAUGUGCAGACUGAAUGCAAUUCAAUUGGAGGAGAAAGAGAAGAGGGCGAAAGAACUUAAGAGAUACAAAACUGAGUUCUACAGGAAGCGGAAGCUUGCAUGUGAGAACAACAGAGUUGCCAACAGGGAAAAGGAGAAGCUGUUUUUGGAAAAACAAGAGACGUUUCACGGAGAAGCUAACAAGAGUUACUGGAAAGCAAUUGCAAAGCUCAUCCCCAACGAAGUACCAACAAUAGAGAAGAGAGGAAAAAAGGAGAAAGCAAAGCAGCCUUCCAUUGCUGUGACAGGCCCAAAACCGGGCAAGCCAACCGAUCUUUCAAGGAUGCGCCAUAUACUCGUGAAGCUCAAGCAUAAUCCACCACCCCACAUGAAUCCGCCACCACCACCACCUUCAUUAGAAACCAAAAAAGAUGGCAAUGUGGGGCCGUCACCUCCGGUUGCAGCCAACAAUUCUUAGCAGACCGCUGUUGUAGCUCCCAAGGGUUUAGUUGUUGCUUGACAAAUGGAGAGUAGUUGCAUGCUGUAUAUGAUUCUCUUUGU